Molecule: messenger RNA, 1695 nt
Organism: Gavia stellata (red-throated loon)
Lineage: Eukaryota; Metazoa; Chordata; Aves; Gaviiformes; Gaviidae
Gene: PRDM14
Product: PR/SET domain 14
Biological process (GO): regulation of transcription by RNA polymerase II
Cellular component (GO): nucleus
Molecular function (GO): RNA polymerase II transcription regulatory region sequence-specific DNA binding; protein binding
Source: RefSeq, a predicted model, not a curated record
AUGGCGCUGUCCCUCGCCGGCGAGUCGGUCCCCGCCGACGGCGGAGACGCGCUCGGGAUGAGCUCCGCCAGCCUCGCUGCCCACUACCCCCCUUUCCUCCCUCCCGCCCCGUACUUCGAGGCGGCCCCCGACUUCUUCCAGCCCCUGAAAUCCCUAGGCGGGCUGGUCCCUGCCUCCCCGCCUCCGCCCCCCUUCAGCUUCAGCAGCGUCCCCGCUUUCCUGGGCCAGCCGCCCCCCCUGCCCGCCGAACCCUUUCUCGGCCUCCCCCUGCCCCUCUACGCCAAGCCACCGGCCCCCUUCCCCCCCAGGGAGGGCUCCCCGGGGGCCGGCGGGCCGGCGGGGCAGAGCUACAGGUACCACUUCACCGAGGAGGAGCUCAACGCGGUGCUGUACGGGGCGCUCCGCAGCAGCCAGCUGGCCGGGAGCCUCCACGCCAUCUCGGGGCUCCGGGUGCCCCCCGCCAGCCCGGGUAAGGGGGUCUCCGGCGAGUGCGCAAGGGGCAGCGGGCGGCACCGGGCGGAAGGUCGCUCCUCGCGGCCGGGUGCGCCCGGCGCCGGGCUGAAGAGGGGGUCCCUCUUCUGCAGGUGCUGCGGACUCCUCCUCUGCCCCGCUGCUCGACAGGGACUCGCUGCAGCUGCCCGAAGGUAGGGGCCCGGCGCUGCCUGCGCCCCCCGCCGCGCCCAGCCGCGGCCGAGCCGAGCCGCGCCGCGCUCAGCCUGCCCUGUCCCCGCAGGGCUCUCGGUGCUGCGGGUGGCGUACGGGGACGUGUCUCAGCUCGGAGUCUUCUGCACGGACCCCAUCCCCAAAGGAGUCCGCUUCGGCCCUUUCCAAGGCAAAGUGGUCAACACCAGCGAGAUCAAGACUUACGACGACAACUCGCUGAUGUGGGAGAUCUUUGAAUACGGGCGCCUGAGCCACUUCAUAGACGGGAAGGGCGCCUCUGGCAACUGGAUGUCCCUGGUCAACUGUGCCAGGUUCCCCGAGGAGCAGAAUUUGACGGCUAUCCAGUGCCAGGGGCAAAUCUUCUACGAGAGCUGCAAGGAAAUCUUACCGAAGCAGGAGCUGCUGGUGUGGUACGGCGAUUGCUACGUGCAGUUCCUGGGGAUCCCCAUCAGCCUGAAGGGCAUGCCGGAGGGGAAGGGGCCCCCGCAGCACCCCGAAGAAGCCGGGGAGAGCUUUAAGUGCGAGCGCUGCGGCAAGGUUUUUGCCUACAAGUACUACCGGGACAAGCACCUCAAGUACACCCGCUGCGUGGACCAGGGGGACCGCAAAUUUCCUUGUCACCUCUGUAACCGAUCCUUUGAAAAAAGGGACAGGCUGAGGAUCCACAUUCUCCACGUUCACGAAAAGCACAGACCUCACAAGUGCUCAGUGUGCGGGAAGAGCUUUUCUCAGUCCUCUAGCCUGAACAAACACAUGAGGGUUCACUCCGGGGAGCGCCCCUACAAAUGUGUCUACUGCAACAAGGCAUUCACAGCAUCCAGCAUCCUGCGCACUCACAUCCGCCAGCACUCGGGGGAGAAGCCCUUCAAGUGCAAACACUGUGGCAAAGCCUUCGCCUCGCACGCAGCCCACGACAGCCACGUGCGCCGCACGCACAGCAAGGAGAAGGGCUGCACUUGCUCGGUGUGCGGCCAGCACUUCCCGGAGCAGGAGGAUUACCACUUCCACAUGAAGAUUCACGCCGCUCAUUAG